This is a messenger RNA of Phodopus roborovskii (desert hamster), 1182 nucleotides long. It is a transcript of the gene Surf2, whose product is annotated as surfeit 2. The transcript is spliced from 6 exons. The record is from RefSeq and is a predicted model, not a curated record. Bases 57 to 830 code for a protein of 257 amino acids. NCBI's taxonomy places the organism in Eukaryota, Metazoa, Chordata, Mammalia, Rodentia, Cricetidae.
CGGGACGGCGCUCUGACCCACGUGGGAGCAGCGGACUCAGAUAGGCAUCUCGCAUCAUGGACGAACUACCCACUGAUGUGCGGGCUUUCCUGCGCCAGCACCCGAGCCUAAGUCUUCUGCCCAACACUCACAAGGUGCGCUGCUCCCUAACUGGCCAUGAGCUACCCUGUCGUCUGCCGGACCUUCAGGUCUACACCCGCGGCAAGAAGUACCAGCGGCUGUCCAGAGUCUCCUCGGCCUUUGAUUACACAGCGUUCGAGCCACACAUCGUGCCCAGCACAAAGAAUACGCACCAAUUGUUCUGCAAACUCACCCUGAGGCACAUCAACAAGUCCCCAGAGCAUGUGUUGAGACACACCCAGGGCAGGAAGUAUCAGAGAGCUCUUCAUCAAUAUGAGGAGUGUCAGAAACAAGGUGUAGAGUAUGUCCCUGCCUGCCUACUGCACAAGAAGAGAAAGAGGGAGGACCACAGGGAUGGAGAUGGGCUAUCUGGCCAGAGAACAGCUUUUUGGGAGCCAGCUUCCAGUGAUGAAGGAGAAUCCUUGAGUGAUGACAGCAUGACAGACCUAUAUCCACCUGAGCUGUUCACAAAAAAAGACCUGGGCAAGCCUGAGAAUGACAUUCCUGAAGACUUUCUGACAGACCAAGAGGAAGAGAAGCCAGAGCAGUUGAGAGAGGACACUGGAGAGAGAAGAGAGACCAAAGUGGACCACAAGAGGGGCCGUAAACUCAGGAAGAAGCAGUUCACCUCAUUGACCAAGAAGUUCAAGAGCCAUCAUCAUCACCACAAGCCCAAGAACCUCAGUUCCUUUAAGCAGCUGGGGAAAUGAAGCAUGCAGAGAAACUCGGAACUGGCACUCAUAUCUUGACUUUGGCUGUUAUCCAGAGUGGGCCUGGAGGUUGUGUUCAGAAGAUGGCAACAGCAGGGACUUGAAGAUUCCCUCUCUGUGCAUGGUCCUCAGUGGCCCUUGCUGAUGUAGCUCACUGUAGCAUCCUGAGCUUGGCCAGGGCCCCACCCUGGCUGGUCACCACAUAGGUUCACACUAUAUACCACAAAUGCCAUUAUUUAUUUUGAUGUUUCCAAAGAUCAAAACAUUUUUCAAACACAACUAAGAUAUAAAAUACAGCAUAAAAAUGAGGUUUAUACCUAUUCCCACAUAAAGCUAAAGCAUUUUCAGAAAC